CAGUUAAGAUGUAAUACUUGCUCACCCGUCUGGAUAAGUGACACUUUCAUUUGCGAGCCAUCUGCUUUUUCCGUGUCUUAUUGAAUCAUUAUUGCUUAACUGAAAAAAUAGCAGUCAAUAUACCGUGCACGCAAUCGAUUUACUAAUAAGGAUUAUAUAUAACAUUUCUAAAGCUUUUUUGUGAAAUCUACGCUUUAAUGGCAUCCCUAAGCUUAACGGAUCUCGAAUGUUCUAUAUGCUUCAAUCAGUUUGACAAACCGAAAGGGCUUCCCUGUCACCAUUGUUUUUGCGUUGAAUGCCUACAGGAUCAUAUAAAUAAUAAUAAACAGACAUGCUUACAAACCGGCUAUUUUUAUUGCCCAAUCUGCAAAGCUGUUACCUAUCCACUAGAUCGAAGCAAAGCGGUUGAAGAGUGGGCGAAAACUUUUCACAAUGAUUUUCGAAUUGGUCAAAUACAAGAAAUAGUUUCAUUUGAACCGAUGAUGAGUUGCACGUGUCAUGAUAACAAUGAAAUAAACCUGUAUUGUACGUUUUGUGAAGUAGUUAUUUGCAGUGAAUGUCGCACUGAGAAGCACCAAAACUGUAAAGGAGUUUUAUCCAUAAGUCAAGCUGCCAUAUCAAAACGAAUCGAAGCUGAGAAUCAUUUGAAAUUUCUGAAGGAUUUGAAAGCAGAGGAAAGCAAGAAGCUUAAAGAAUUACACCUGGAAAAAGAAAAUAUUCUUAGUGAUAAAGAGAAAAUUUUGAACAAAGUCGACGCACGUGUCAAAGAUAUCGUUCGAAUGAUAACAUCUAAAGGAGAUUUACUGAAUAAAGACGCAACAAGAAUGAUGAAUGUUGAAUUAGAAAAACUUCGUAUCUACGAGGAAAAUUACAAAGAAAAAAUAGAAUCCUUAAGAAAUUGUAUUGAGAAAGUUUCUGAGGUGAUGAAAGAAAAAUCUGCUUCAAAGUUUGUUGUGUCUUAUUUCCCGGUUAGAAAAUGUAUCAACAGAUUUAAUUCUUCUGACUACCGUCUAACACGAAGAGUGUUAUCAUUAAAUAUUACAUCAGAAUUUUCAAAAGCCUUGCAAGAUUUAGAAAAAUGCCCAUUCGGCCAUGUUAGUUACGAAGGCGAUAUAUCUAAUGAAGAAAUAGAACAUACAGAAGACAUUAAAAAUUCUAAAGAAAAAGGGCUAGAAAAGAAACCCAAUAUGGUAAAUAUGCAAAAAGUUGAAGAAUUUACAUCCGAUGACGAAAGUACCUUUACAUCAAUCUUAAAUUUGGUUUGUAUCAUUCCUGGGGGAGGAUUCUUGAUGAGUGACAACAAACACGGAAUCUUACAGUUCUGUCCGAAAGGUAAUCAGAUUAACAGAUUUGAUCUGAAAAGUCAGCCGCAUGGAUUGUGCAUUCACUCUCACAAUUUCGCAAUGGUAUCUCUACCCAAUGAACUUCAACUGUGUAUAAUUAAAUUCUCACGAAACUUUGUCACAAACGUCAUGUGCAUGCUGAAUUUCUUUAAAAAAUAUCAAAGGAUCCAAUGUAGGUCAAAGUACAGUGCCAUCGCUAAAAGCUAUGACGGAAGGUUAAUUUGCAAAUGUCUAGAAAAACCUGUUAUCGAAGUCGUGUUCAUUUUUGAUAAUAGAGCCAAAGCACUACAGCAAUUCUAUCUUGAUAUCGCUUAUGUUUCGAAAUCUGAUCCUUGUUACAUGACAAUAGCCCCAGAUGAGACAAUUGUACUUUCGUGCUAUCGAGCUGGAUUAUUGUACGGUAUCGGUCGAUCUGGAAAUAAAAAAUUCCACGUUAAAAGUGUUGAAGGACAACCGAUUGAAGGACCGGGUGGUGUCUGCUGCGAUACUGAAUACAUCUAUGCCACAGAACUGGGACGUUCAAACAUAUUACGUUUUGAUCUAAGCGGUAACUUCAUAAGUUAUUUGACCCCUUCAUCAGCUCUCCCCAUGCCCGUCGCAUUAGACAUCAACCGCAAUGAGAAACAACUGGUUGUUACGCGAAUGAUACCGAAACCAACUAUCGAAAUUUACCAACUUUAAAGUUUAUCAUUAAAGUCUAAUGAUUCUGUUUGAGUAUGGUUUUGAUUGUUCUAUUUAUUUAUCUAUUCAAACAAAAUUCCAUAGGAAAUAUUUAAAGUAACAGAUAUCAGGAUAACAUAUUUCUGAAGUCAGAUCUGUAAACGUUCAUUCAAGUCCAUGCUCAAUAAUACAAGUACACACACUUUCCCACAUACUCACAGAAACAAUUAUACUAAAACAAUUCAGACGGAACAUAAAACCCCGAUUGUGUCCGUUCUUCGGACAGAAACGAAAAUAUUCAUACAAAGUAUUCAGUACAUUCUUAUACUGGGCAGGUAUUGAAUCACACAAGCAAUCUAUUCUACCUUGAAUUUCUUAGUCUAAUGUCAAUCGAUGCCAUACAUAGCUAUACUGAAAAUCAUAUUCGCAUAUAUACAUGCAUAUAUAUACAAAAUAUAUAUUUAAGUCUAAUUACCAAUGCAUGCAACCUCUAAGGCAUGAAUGAGUACCAACGCUGUUGAAAAAUAAAUGAUGUGGCGUUUGUAGUGUCCAGGAUUUAUACACAUUGAAUAAGAAAAAGAGAUUUUUGUAACAAUUAUUCUAGUUUGAAGUAUUGAAAUUUGAUAGUGCAAAGUUAAAUAAAUGGUGCUGAACCGUCUGUAUUGAAUCAAUGAAACUAAUAUUUUUGAGCCAUUUAGAAUCUUUACUAUAUCAUUCGUAGAAUCAAACCAUGGAUUUACUUGAAGAUACUGGUAAUAAAACA
Molecule: messenger RNA, 2766 nt
Organism: Octopus bimaculoides (California two-spot octopus)
Lineage: Eukaryota; Metazoa; Mollusca; Cephalopoda; Octopoda; Octopodidae
Molecular function (GO): zinc ion binding; ubiquitin protein ligase activity
Source: RefSeq, a predicted model, not a curated record